UAGUAGUCCCGCAAGUUUCGCGAACCUAAAUUCUCAGACUCCUGGUGCUACUGGAGGUAUUGGUGUGCCUGCGUCUGCAACUCGCUAUAAUUUCUCACAAGGAGGUGCUGGUGCUGCUGAAGGUCAAGAAUCCAAAAUCGAUCAUGGUGCUUUUCUUUACGCUUUCUACACUGGGCGAGCGGAGAUUCAUGGUCCGAAUCUACCGAGACUCGAGCGACAGCUGCUUUCGGCGAUUGAGUACGUCCAAGUCGCAUUGGCAUCCAGAUUUGAGAAUGGGAUUCACCAUUUGCUCGUCACUUGCUCUGAUCUUUUAACAGUCAAACCGGAAGAGGGGAUAGUCGAUCACGAGUGGGGAAAGACAUUUUAUGGUUCAGGAUCAUAGGACUAUGUACUUUUUUACAUUUGCCGACUAUGCAUUAUGCAACAGGAAACUACAAUAAGAUUGAUUGCUUGCCAGUGCCUUUUCUAAUCACCCGUCCCAGCAUUACGCGAGGUUGCAGAGGCACUGCUGGAGGCGAUGGAGGUGCUCGUAUUAGAACUCGCUGACGCACGUACUUAUCUCAACGCGCUUUUCUUCGUGUUGAAGAAGAUAUCAAGCAGCGACAGCUUACCAGCAGUCACAAAGCAGCAAGAGCCGCCAUUAUUAUCGUAUUUGGAAGAAAGACCGAGCUACUUCUUCUCAGGAGAAAUUAUGGGGAUGGAGACGCUUGAUGAAGAAAUGGACAUAGACGGAGAUGCACAAGUUGCAGGAAACAAGAGAGUAAGCGAAGAUAUUGAUGAAGAUAUUGAUGAAGGACCAUCUGGAAGCAACAACGAGGAUGAAGACAACGUGAUUGGGCCUCAUGCGAUGUUUCCUGGAGCUAAAGUCGGCGACAUCGCACAGCUCAAGGCAUCCUCAUCGAAAAAAGAGAGAGCGAGUAUUUCCGAUCACACAAGAAAUGCUAGUGCUCCUUCGCCCAGUUCUAGCAGUAGCUCGUCUCUUCAUCGUGGCUAUCAACCGCAACUUGGUGGGAAGAAGACACAUGAAAACACAAAACCAAGCUGCUCGAACCAACAAGCUGCUCCUGGCUCUGCUCCACCUCGAGUAGUCAAGGGUCCACCCCGCGUUGUCGGUCUCUCAAAUGUCCGGAAGGUGCUCUUUUCGGCUGCUCCAGCUUGUGCGGCUUCCCCUGCUGCAUCGCCUGGGGACACGCGUGCAGGGGAUUUGUACGCUGAUUUCGUACAGAGGACGAUUGAUACUGUCUUGAAGAACACAAGCAAAAAAUCUAGAGAUGCUAGGCAGAGUAGGAAUACGCGUGAGUUAUCCUUCUUGAAGGAGUAUUUUGCUGGAGCUGGUGGAGGAGAAGAUAAUGGAGGAGGAAUAUUACAUUCCACUUGUACAAGUACAAGUACCACUACCAGUACCAAAUCCAAAGGGCGGUCAUUCUUCCGAGUCUUCCCCCUUCCCGAUCUUCUCGCAGCUUGCAGUACUCUGUUGGACGACCUUGCUGAUAAUGUGUGCGCAUCCACAUCGAAGGUCGUCGCGGAGAUCGACGUGGAGGGGUCCCUAACUGGUGAAGGGGUUUCGCCUAGCACUAGUAGUGCUAUUGCAAAAAUUGCAACAGCAACAUCAUCAUCUUGUUGUACUUGGCACACAAGCCGACCAGAGUUUUUACGGGUUUCAUUGGUUGCAAGCGAAGACGCAACAAAUUCUAGUGGUCAAGAGCAUGAAAAAAUCCGUGGUCAACAUGAGAUCCAGCUAGACUAUUGGCAAGUGAUCGAGCAGGACGAGAAGGAUUGGUCUGACAUCAGGGUGAGCAUGAAUUCAUUUGCUGAUACCAAGACUCCAGGUCCGGCACAGCUUCGAAAAGUAACACGUCGAAUAGUUGCUAACUCGCCAUCUUCGAGUCGAUCUCCAGGUGUGGUUCGUUUUCACGGAGUCCAAAUGUACUCUUUCUCGCAAGCACUGGUUGUAAUUUCAAUGCGAGAAGAGCAGCUUGGUGUUGGUUGUGGAGGUACGGCUACUUGUCAUUUGGUCAUGGUUCCAUUGUGGGAAACGAGUAGCGGUGUAAACCACCAGGAGCAGGACGAGAAUCAAGAAACGCAUGAUGUUGUAGUUGAGGACCUGAGCGCCUUUCUCAAGAAGAAACUUGUGACGAAAGCAGGACCACAAGGAUCAGCAGAUGAAGCAGAACGACUACAAGAUGAGAACUACGAUGAACUACAAUUUCCAGCACCUGAUGUCAAAGUCCGGCAAUUGCCUGACAUAUUUGCGGAUGGGACGACGCAGAUCGAGGUCUCACAGCAGCGUGGCGUGUGCACUUUGUUGCACGAAGGCUCAGGCAGACUUCUCACACUGGAUCUGGAGGACGACGAGUUAGAUGAAGAAGAGGAGUUCUCUGAUGAUGGAUUUGGUCUUGGUGAGGAAGAGGGCGGACGUGGUCAGG
This is a messenger RNA of Amoebophrya sp. A25, 2426 nucleotides long. NCBI's taxonomy places the organism in Eukaryota, Dinophyceae, Syndiniales, Amoebophryaceae. The record is from the annotation of a GenBank genome assembly.